AUGUCUACAAAUUUUAAAUGUCUAUAUUGUGAUCGUUAUCUUUCAUCCCGAAAUGCAUACUCCCAACAUGUAAAAGAUUGUAAAGAACGUUAUACCAGUACAGAAGAAUCUAAUGAUAAUAUAUCAAGUAUUGUCUCAAGUAUAAAUGAUAUGUCAUUUGAUAGUGAUGAUUUUAGUAAUAUAGAAGAAUUACAAAGUAUUCGAGAAGAAAACCAACAACCUGUAUCUGAAAUUUCUUAUCAAUUUGAAAGUGAUUCAAGUUAUGCUGGUGAUAUUUCUUUUGGUGGAAUAUCACAUUUGAGUAAUAUUCCAGAAGAAUUGAGUAAUUUUGAAGAAAGUUUACAAAACUAUACAGAAAAAUCUGAUACUAAUAAGAUUUAUUCAAAUAUGAUUCCAGAAGAAUUUGAAAAUUUUGAUCAAAUUUUGUCUAAAAGAGGAUUACACAAAACUCCAACUGCUUUUAUCUACUCUUCAAAAUUAUUUGACUUUAAACUUUCAGAAACUUCAGUAUUUCUUGAAGAACAAAAAAAGAAUUUAGAUUUAAAUGAAAAUAUGAUAAAAGCAUUUGAUCACUUUAUUAACUGUUUGGAUUUAUUUUUUGAUGAGUUAGAUAUUACUUCAGCUGAAGAUU
Dentiscutata erythropus is the source of this 631-nucleotide messenger RNA. NCBI's taxonomy places the organism in Eukaryota, Fungi, Glomeromycota, Glomeromycetes, Diversisporales, Gigasporaceae. The record is from the annotation of a GenBank genome assembly.